Molecule: messenger RNA, 404 nt
Organism: Meloidogyne enterolobii
Lineage: Eukaryota; Metazoa; Nematoda; Chromadorea; Rhabditida; Meloidogynidae
Source: the annotation of a GenBank genome assembly
UUAAUUUUAAUUUAACAAAAUUAAAUUUUAAUAUGUCAUCAAUAAAUUCUAACAGUGAAAAAUUAGAAGAAAUAAGAGAAAAUGAGGACCAUAAAAAUUUAGAAGAUGGAAUUGAUAUUGAAAAAAAUAACGAGGAAAUUAAAGUCGAGAAUCAAGAAGUUGAAGAGGAUACAAAGACAAAUUUAAAAAUUCGAAAAGUGGCAACAAAAACUAAACGCAACUUCAACCCAUGUCCAGCAGAGUGUAUUAUAUGUGAACGUAUAGCUAGUGGAUAUCUCUUUUAUGGAGUAAUUUGUUGUGAUGGCUGUAAACACUUUUUCAAUCGUUGUAUUACUUCAAAAAGCAAAUAUAAAUGUGAAAAAGAUGGGAACUGUAAUUUGUCGAAUAGUAAUUUUUUAUACUAA